AUGUCCGCGGGCAACGUAGUCAUCUACUUCGUUCGUCGGGACCUAAGGGUUUCAGACAAUCCUAUUCUACAUCAUCUGGCAUCAUCAUCCAAGCAUGGGUAUACACAUCUUUUGCCAGUAUAUGUUUUUCAUUCACAGCAGGUCGAAAUUUCUGGAUUCAUCAAAGAUGGGUCCAAAUCACCAUAUCCACAGGCCAAGAGUGAAGUGGGGGGCUUCUGGCGGUGCGGUCCUCAUAGAGCUAAGAUGCUUGUAGGGUCUGUGUGGGAUAUGAAGAACUCAUUGGAAAAGUUGGGAAGUGGGCUAGUUGUUCGGGUUGGUCAGUACGACGAUGUCUUGAAGACUAUUCUGAGCAGUCUGAAAGAGAAAAACCAUAAGGUCAAGGCCGUGUGGAUGACAUCGGACGAAGGGGUUGAAGAGAGACGGGACGAGAAGAAACUCGCUGUCAUAUGCGCUGAUUCUAACAUCGAAUUCCGUGCUUGGGCCGACGAGAAGUACUUCAUUGAUGACCGCGAUGUGAAACUUAACAGUCCUAAAGACCUUCCAGAUGUCUUCACAACUUAUCGAAAGAUGAUGGAACCGUUGCGGGAGAGACCGAGAUGCGCACUGCCGAAACCCUCAAAGGCCGACCUACCAGAAUUGCCGCCUAUAUCAGACAUUCCGCCACAAGCAGGACCCUUUGAAAUUCCGUCAACGUACGAGGAACUAGAGGAAUGUAUGCUUGCUCCGAUCCGAGAAAUAAUACCUAAUGCACCACCGUUCCCGGAGAAUGCCACGUCGGCGCAUCCCCUGGUGGGAGGCGAGACGGAGGCACUAGCCCGGCUUGAUGACAUUAUCAAGAAUGGAACAGUGUUUCACUACAAGAGCUCCCGCAAUGGUUUGAUCGGAAAAGACUUCAGCACUAAGCUCUCUGCCUUUCUGGCUGUGGGCAGCAUGACAGGACGCCAAAUUCACGAGGCGCUCGUGCGGUAUGAAGACGGGAAAGACGAAGCGUUCUCCGAAGCGGAGGGUUAUGGCACUGGCGAGAAUGAGGGAUCGAAGGGCGUUCGGUUCGAGCUAUUAUGGCGCGAUUACAUGCGACUAUGCACGCGAAAGUUCUCAUACAGGUUAUUCCGCCGAUCAGGCUUCCGUGACGACAACAACUUGCAGUGGAAAUCACCCAAGAAGACUGAUGCCUUGGACUCUCAGUCUGCCCCAGACAAAAUAGACAAAAUAUUACAACGCUUGUGGGCAGGCACAACUGGCAUGGGUCUCAUCGACGCUUCUCAACGCGAGCUAAUUCACACCGGGUACACAUCCAACAGAGCUCGACAGAACGUUGCCAGCUUCCUUUCGAAACAUCUUGGAAUUGAUUGGCGAUAUGGCGCUGAGUGGUAUGAGAUGUUACUUGUUGAUUAUGACGUGUCAUCCAAUUGGUCAAACUGGCAGUAUGUCUCAGGUGUUGGUAACGAUCCUCGUGGUGAGGCUAGGAUUUUUAAUCCAGUGAAACAAGCUUUCGACUACGAUAAGGAAGGGGAAUAUGUCAAGAUGUGGGUUCCAGAACUCCGAAAAGUAGAGAAGUUGGAAAACGUCUUCCAGGCAUGUACCACAUCGAAAGAGGACCGGGAAAGGUUCGGCUUGACAGGCCUCGAAAUGGUUGAGGAUCCCGUGAAGAAGAUUGAGUUUUCUGUCGACGGGAAGCCCAAUAAACAUGCGAAGCGGCCCUUUGACCGCCGCAGAAAGGACGGUCGUAUCCGCAGCAAUGCCAGCAUGUCGAACGGGACUUCGGCCAAUCCAACGGAACAAGAUCAGGCUGCUUCAAAUACCGUGAAUGGAAGCGCAGGUCAUCAACGACAGCACCCGCCGUAUGAGGCUCCUAGACAUCCACGUGGUGACUAUCAAGGUGGAAGAGGCGACUUUCGGGGAGGAAGAGGCCGUGGUAGCGGCGAGUACCGUGGCGGCAGCAACAACACUGGUGGUUAUCGUGGCAGGGGCUAUGGCGGUUCACGAGGCGAAUACAGAGGAGCAUAUAGGGGCAAUCGUGGACAUUACCAAGGAAUUGGUGGGUAUGGGUCUACCGCAACGUCAGCAUGGUCCCCAGCCCAAUAG
Molecule: messenger RNA, 2085 nt
Organism: Truncatella angustata
Lineage: Eukaryota; Fungi; Ascomycota; Sordariomycetes; Amphisphaeriales; Sporocadaceae
Product: DASH family cryptochrome
Exons: 2
Coding region: 1-2085 (694 amino acids)
Biological process (GO): photoreactive repair
Molecular function (GO): FAD binding; damaged DNA binding; deoxyribodipyrimidine photo-lyase activity
Source: RefSeq, a predicted model, not a curated record